Molecule: messenger RNA, 2436 nt
Organism: Saccharomyces paradoxus
Lineage: Eukaryota; Fungi; Ascomycota; Saccharomycetes; Saccharomycetales; Saccharomycetaceae
Gene: NAB3
Product: Nab3p
Exons: 1
Coding region: 1-2436 (811 amino acids)
Molecular function (GO): RNA binding
Source: RefSeq, a predicted model, not a curated record
AUGUCAGAUGAGAACAGUAACACUGAGGUUCAAGAUAUUCCUUUUCCUGAACAAUCCAUCGAUAGCAAUUCUAACGAAAAUGAAUCGAUGAAUAAUUCAAGCGGAGAUGAUCAAACCGAAUUCGAUGCCCCAGAGGAAGAAAGGGAAGCCGAAAGGGAGGAGGAAAACGAAGAACAACAUGAACUGGAAGAUGUCAACGAUGAAGAGGAAGAGGAUAAGGUGGAAGAAGGAGAAGAAAACGACGAAGAAAUCGGAGGAGUCAUGAACACGGAAGAACAUCAACAACAAAGAAGCGGAAAUAAUGAUGAUGAUGAUGAUGAUGAUGAUGAUGAUGAAGAUGACGAUGACAAUGAUGAUGGGGGGGAUGACGAUGAUGAUGAUGAUGACGAUGAAGGAGAGGAAGAAGAGGAGGACAAUGAUGAAGAAGAAGAUGGUGACAGCAAUAAUUCUGUGGGUUCAGAUAGCGCUGGUGAAGAGGAUGAGGAUGAGGAAGAGGAAGAUGAAAGCGAUAGGACGAAAGAUAAGCAGGUUGAAAUUCGUCGUGAUACGUUGGAAAAAGAACAAAAAGACGUGGAUGAAGCUAUAAAAAAAAUCACUCGUGAUGAAAAUGAGAACACUCAGUUUUUAACUAAUAUGGAAAAUGUUAAUUACGAUCUUCUACAAAAGCAAGUCAAAUACAUUAUGGAUAGUAACAUGCUAAAUCUACCUCAAUUUCAACAUUUACCUCAAGAAGAAAAGAUGUCUGCCAUUUUAGCAAUGUUAAAUUCAAAUUCUGAUACAGCCCUCUCUACUCCCACUCAAGAUACAGUUGUGACAGCUGCAGCUACGACCUCAAUCGCAGGCGGCGCAAGAAACAAUGAUCAAAGAAAACCUCCACUAUCCGAUGCCCAAAGGCGUAUGAGAUUCCCCAGAGCAGAUUUAUCUAUGCCGAUCACUGAAGAAGAACACGACCGUUAUGCAGCUUAUUUGCACGGUGAAAAUAAGAUCACAGAAAUGCACAAUAUCCCGCCCAAGUCAAGAUUAUUCAUUGGUAAUUUGCCACUAAAAAACGUUUCUAAGGAGGAUUUAUUUAGAAUUUUCUCUCCAUACGGCCAUAUUAUGCAAAUCAAUAUCAAAAAUGCUUUUGGGUUCAUUCAGUUUGAUAACCCUCAAAGUGUUCGAGAUGCGAUUGAAUGCGAGUCUCAAGAAAUGAAUUUUGGGAAAAAGUUGAUCCUGGAAGUUUCUAGUUCGAAUGCUCGUCCCCAAUUUGAUCACGGUGAUCAUGGUACAAACAGUAGUUCCACUUUUAUUUCUUCUGCCAAACGGCCAUUUCAGACUGAAUCUGGUGAUAUGUAUAAUGACGAUAAUGGUGCUGGUUACAAGAAGUCCAGAAGACACACCGUUUCCUGCAACAUUUUUGUUAAAAGAACCGCCGAUCGUACGUAUGCCAUUGAGGUUUUCAACAGGUUUAGGGAUGGUACUGGUUUGGAAACUGAUAUGAUUUUCUUGAAACCAAGAAUGGAACUAGGAAAGCUUAUUAAUGAUGCCGCAUAUAAUGGCGUUUGGGGUGUUGUUUUAGUCAAUAAAACACAUAAUGUGGAUGUUCAAACUUUCUACAAGGGUUCGCAAGGUGAAACCAAAUUUGAUGAAUACAUUAGCAUAUCCGCUGAUGAUGCUGUUGCCAUUUUUAACAACAUCAAGAAUAAUAGAAAUAAUUCUCGUCCUACUGAUUACCGUGCUAUGAGCCAUCAGCAAAACAUGUACGGCGCACCCCCUCUUCCUGUGCCAAAUGGCCCAGCUGUUGGACCUCCUGCCCAGACAAACUACUACCAGAGUUAUGGUAUUCCUCCUCCACAGCAGCAACAGCAACAACCAUAUGCUCAAUCUUAUGGAAUGCCACCACCAUCCCACGAUCAAGGCUAUGGUGCCCAACCUCCAAUUCCGAUGAAUCAAAGUUACGGUCGCUACCAAAACUCUAUUCCAGCCCCACCGCCUCCACAACAACAAAUCCCUCAAGGCUAUGGUCGUUAUCAGGCUGGUCCGCCUCCACAACCACCUUCUCAGACUCCAAUGGACCAGCAACAACUAUUAUCUGCCAUUCAAAACCUUCCACCAAACGUUGUAUCAAAUCUGCUUUCAAUGGCCCAACAACAGCAACAGCAACCCCAUGCUCAGCAGCAAUUGGUUGGUUUAAUACAAUCAAUGCAAGGCCAGGCUCCUCAACAACAGCAGCAACAGUUAGGUGGAUAUGCCUCUAUGAACCCAUCAUCUCCCCCUCCUAUGAGUAGUAAUUACAAUGGUCAAAAUAUAUCUGCAAAAUCUUCUGCCCCACCAGUGUCACACCAACCUCCACCACCUCCUCAACAACAACAACAGCAACAACCACAGCAGCAACAGCAACCUGCUGGUAAUAAUGUUCAAAGUCUUUUAGAUAGUUUGGCAAAACUACAAAAAUAG